AUGCAAAGCGUGAUCAAAGUAGAGAAUUCACCUUCCAAUAUACGCGAGUCAUCCAACGACAAGAACAACAGCUUACUUGAGCUACCAAUGACACAGGAUAGUCGAGAUGCGGUGAAUGAUGAUCUUGUGCUUGGAGCCGACAGCUUGAUUCGACUUAGGGAGCACCACGAGGAUGAUUGGCAUCACCGAUCCCGAGAGAGCAAUAGCAACAGCAGCAGCACAAGACAUCCACAAGAAUCAUUACACAGCUACCGCUUUGCAUCAUCCAAUAGCAGCACCACUCGCACUGAUAUUGCCGACUUGCGUAGAAGUCUUAUGAAUCGCUCCAGAAACUUCAUUCGACAAUCGAGAUCAUCCUCUUGGAAGACGACCGAUACAUUGCCAGCUCAUUAUGAUCCAGCCACGAUGAUGAUGAUGGAAGACAUUGGACGUACAAAGACAAAGAGUGUGGGUCAUAGCCCCGUCGCCUACUUUAGUAUGGAACAUUAUCGCACCAGCAGCAGCAGUCGGCGUCGGCAACACACGAAUCCGAUGGCAGAUAUCAUAGAAGGCAAAUCCUCGAGACCAGCAUCGCCUGUGACACCAGAUGAUGGCGAUCUUGUAGCAGAAAAGUUCAAAAGUCUCAAAGUGAAUGAAACCACCACCACAACAACAACGACACGACCCUCCUCUUGUUCUCCACCACCGCCUCUCAAUAUCAUCACACCCGAUGACAACAAUAACAACAACGACAAUACGACGUCGACGACUACUACCGAACGAUUUUCAAGAACAUCCACAGCAUCUUAUUCAUCUUCAUGUUGUUCUUCAUCAUCUUUAUCAGAUGAUCCAAGGAAUGAUGGUGGUACAUUAUCUCCACGGCAUCAACAAAGACAUCCAUCAUCGUGUGCUGCGAUAUUCCCCCACCCAGUGUUGCAUAACACAUCACGUUUUCUUCCUCAAAAUCAAGCUAUUCUCACAACGUAUGAUGACUGGCGUGUUAUAUUAUCAAACGACAUUGCAGCAUUGGUUUUGGUGGGUGCUUCCGGAAGUUGUCGUAGCUUGGUGGGUCGAUCGGUUGUUGAGUUUAUUGAGCCAUCCUAUCGAUCUCGUUUCCUUGAUAUGGUCAGCAAAAGGAAACAAGAAUUAAGUCAUCUUGAAGACAGCUCUGGCGGAAUGGUACUUGUUUGCGGCAACGUGCUUCCUAUUGUAAAGCAGGACGGCACCAAAUCCGCGGCAUCUUUGUGGCUCAAAGAAAAACGGAACGACGCCGGUUCACCGGUCUACAUCUGGAUCUUUGAAGAAGUCUUUGAAACCGUCACACAUCUUUCCAUUGAUAUGGAGGGUACUAUACGUUAUGUUGAUGAUACAGUGCAUGAAUUGUACGGCUAUGAACCAGGCGAAUUGAUUGGGCAAUCGGUUGAUAUGAUAAUUCCAUCACUGGCGCAAAGUCCAUAUGCCAACCGGGUCGAGCAUAUCAACCAUUUGCGUUUCUUUGGAAGUCGAACCAAGUUGGGUGCCCAUUUUCCCAUCGUCGCCAAGGUGCAUACAGUGUCUAGAUCCGAUGCCAGUGACCAGCGGCAACAGCAACAGGUCCCGUGUUUUACGCUUCGCAUCACUUCCAUACCAAUGAUUGCAGGUCUUGUGACUAUUCAUCGCGACGGCACUAUUGAGGGAUGCAAUGCCGAAUUUGCAAAGUACAUGUUUGGAUUAUCGCAGGAUGCAUUUGUGACCGGAAAGAAACAAGGCAUCGCCGACGUGCUUCCACAAAUACCUACUUUGCUUCAAUGCUUGCAACGUGAUGAUCUUUUACAGCACGGCAUUAUCAUCAACAGCCUUAUUUGUCGCAAAUUGGUAGCCGACAUGGAAACCACACCAAGAUUUCUUUCACCUAUGCAAGGAUCCAAUAGCCGCAAAUUGACAGAGACACCCAAUGGUCAAUCAUUGCCUAUUCUAUUCGCCGUUCAUCGUGACAAGACACCAUUUGAAGUACAACUACAACUCAAGUUAAUGGAAGGCACGGAUGAUAUUUGUGCGCUGUGGAUUACUUUUGAUCGUGAUGCAACCUUUGCACGAUUUGGUCAUGUUAUUCGAGCUACCAAUCCACCAUUGGAAAUUAAACAACAAGAUGGCCUUGGUCUUCCUACUGCAAAACGACCUCCUGCCGACAAGACAACGACGUCGUCUUCAUCCGAUGAUCAACAUUAUCCUCCUAGCACAGCCUCGAGUGCAAUUAGCACGAGCAUCAACGACAAAUCAGAUCAUUCUUGUUCAAAACACGAUGAUUCGACACCCUUGAAUCCUCGUUCACAAGAAGAAAAUGAUCGACCAGCACCACGCAUCAUCACCAGCUUUUCACGGCCGACGUUUGCAUCCACUGUGAAUAACAAUGAUAAUGGCAGCAACAACAAUGUACCUUCAUCACCCAUUUCACCUUGCACCAUUGGGACGCCUGUGAAUGGAACACGACAACGAUCGGGUAGCUUAUUCCAAACAUACGCAUCAUCAUCAUCAUCAUCGUCAUCGGGACCUGAAUACUCUGCACAAACCAAUGCCACAACGAUUGACGAUUACACCAUCAUUGAGAAUCUUGGACAAGGAGCCUAUGGGCUUGUCAAGUUGGCUGUACGUAAGGAUGAUCCUGAAGAACGCAAGGUGGUGAUCAAGUAUGUGAUCAAGUCGCGAAUCCUUGUUGAUUGUUGGACCAAGGAUCGUAAGCUGGGUGUGAUCCCCGUCGAAAUUCAUAUCCUUCAUACGUUACGCAAGAUACCCCACGCCAAUUGUAGUGACAUGCUGGAUUACUUUGAAGACGACGAUCACUAUUACAUUGUGAUGGGAUUACAUGGUGUCGGCAUGGACCUUUUCGAUUACAUUGAGCUCAAGAAUGGCAUGGAUGAUAUGGAGAUUCGAAGCAUUUUCAAGCAAAUUGCUCUUGCCGUACGACAUUUACACGAUCACAAGAUUGUUCAUCGUGAUAUCAAGGAUGAGAAUGUCGUUCUUGACCAAAACGGUGGUGUACGACUUAUUGAUUUCGGCAGCGCUGCCUAUCUCAAAGGCCGUCGUUACGAUACAUUUGUGGGUACACUCGAUUAUGCUGCCCCGGAGAUCCUCGCUGGUCAAACCUACGAAGGACCUGCUCAAGAUAUUUGGGCACUUGGUAUUCUUCUUUAUACAUUGGUGUACCGAGAAAACCCAUUUUACGACAUUGAUGAGAUCCUCAGCCAUGAAUUACGCAUUCCAUUUGUGCUAUCAGAAGGCUCCUUGGAUUUGAUUCAAAAGAUGCUUGAUCGUAACGUGGAGAAUCGUCUCAAUAUCCAUCAAGUCUUGGAACAUCCAUGGCUCAAUUGA
This is a messenger RNA of Lichtheimia ornata, 3327 nucleotides long. RefSeq lists its product as uncharacterized. Gene Ontology annotation, cellular component: cytoplasm; cytosol; nucleus. Gene Ontology annotation, biological process: protein phosphorylation; intracellular signal transduction; negative regulation of glycogen biosynthetic process. The transcript is spliced from 6 exons. The coding region runs from base 1 to 3327 and encodes 1108 amino acids. Gene Ontology annotation, molecular function: ATP binding; protein serine/threonine kinase activity. The record is from RefSeq and is a predicted model, not a curated record. NCBI's taxonomy places the organism in Eukaryota, Fungi, Mucoromycota, Mucoromycetes, Mucorales, Lichtheimiaceae.